AUGUUACUUGUCAUAUUGUUGGGCGCUGUCGUCAAUGGGGUGAUUCCCUUCGAACGCUCUAUUGCUGAAAUUAAUGAAAUGCAUAACGUUCAUCAUUUACUCUACCAAGGCGACAUUUUGCUGACACCUGAGCAUGCGGAACAGAUUGCUAGAGCCACAAACGGAGGGGAUCGUGAGGAAGGACAACGCAUGAAACGUCAAGCCAGUGCAUUCAAGAAAAUGCCGUCAAAACUUUGGUUAGAAGGAGUGAACUACCACUUCGCGACAAGCAUCAAGGAUAACAUUAGGAACGCAUUCGCUAAAGCAGCAAAGCUAUGGGAAAGCAACACCUGUAUCAAUUUCACAGAAAAUCCUUCAGGUGAAGAUUAA
Molecule: messenger RNA, 369 nt
Organism: Ostertagia ostertagi
Lineage: Eukaryota; Metazoa; Nematoda; Chromadorea; Rhabditida; Trichostrongylidae
Source: the annotation of a GenBank genome assembly